Molecule: messenger RNA, 1106 nt
Organism: Fomitiporia mediterranea MF3/22
Lineage: Eukaryota; Fungi; Basidiomycota; Agaricomycetes; Hymenochaetales; Hymenochaetaceae
Exons: 5
Coding region: 30-959 (309 amino acids)
Biological process (GO): protein processing
Cellular component (GO): endoplasmic reticulum; Dsc E3 ubiquitin ligase complex
Molecular function (GO): protein binding
Source: RefSeq, a predicted model, not a curated record
GCGAUUCGUGUAAUUACACUUUGUCGGUCAUGGUCGGACUGAGCGAGAAGGCCAAGGGUAAACAAAGAGCCAUAGAACCUCUGGAUCCUGCAGAGCAAGAAGAACCGGCAAAGCCGACGCAACGACCUGUAACGAUUCGCUUCACAGAGGGUCUACCCGACCUUACUCUCACACUUGGAAUUCAGGACAGCGUCCGUACAUUGAAGAGAAAGAUUCGUGAAAACCGACCGCAAACAGUAAAACGUCGACUACGCCUCAUUUAUUCUGGGAGAAUACUUACGAAUGAAAUUUUGCUGUUGGAAUGGCUCGAUUCACUGGAGAGGCGGCAGAAACGACAAGUCGAUGCUCAAGAAGGGAAAGGCAAAGCAAAAGUGAAGGAUGAUUCCGACAAUUUUGUCGGAGGAUCAGAAACAAAAGCGUUAGGAGAGUUGGGUCCUACUUGGCUUCACUGUUCUGUCGGAGCAGAAGUUGCUGAAGUCGAGGAUGAAGAUGAGGAGCACGUUCAGAAAUCACAAAUUAAACCGCUAAGGGGCUUUGACCGUCUCGCAGCUGCCGGUUUUUCUGAAGAAGAUAUUGCCAACUUCCGUCGGACUUUUCAUAGUCAAUCAGCCGCAAACUACCUGGAUGCAGAGCCACUGGGUGAUGACGAAGACUACGAGGAACAUGCACGUGCGCUAGAAGAGCGGUGGAUCGAAUCUCUCGAUAGCGGUGCCGAUUCGCCCAUCUCGCCAUCAUCCGCAUCAAGAACGCUCCUCCAAGGCCUCCUUGUAGGAUUCUUCUUUCCCCUGCUUCCGUUCUUUUUCUUCCAUGAAGCACGACCUGCAGUCUUCUGGGAGAACGGACGAAGCCAAGACGCCCCAAGCAGCGUUGUGUUUUCUAAACGGAUGCAGAUGGCUCUCGUACUUGGGUUUAUUCUUAACAUCACAUUUGGUGCCUGGAGAUAUGUCCUUGGAAGAUAGGCAAUUCGAACAUUCUACCAGUAUUCCGUCCACAUUGCACAUCUACACAUACCUGCUAAAUUCUUUUACUCUGCCAGUUGUGUUAUCCAGCCAGAAUUUUUACACAAAUACUGCCUAUUUCUAAAAUCCCGAGAAAAGAAUGAUUCC